AUGAGGUGCUUGAAACCCACAAUCGCUUGGAUUUGCGGUACAACCUACUGCAAGGCUGACGGACUUUUAAGCCCUCGCAUUGUUUUCAGCCCUAACGAUGCUAUUGCCUAUUAUUCCAAGAUUUAUCCCGAUUGUGAUUUGAGCGUUCUUUUGGAGCGUAAUCAGAUUGAGUUGCCUUGCGGUAAAUGUGCCGCUUGUCAAAUUCGCAAGCGAAAGGAUAUGAGCGUUCGGUUGUGUCACGAGCGUAUGAUGUGUGCACAAGCCGUUUUUGUCACGCUCACCUAUAAUGAUGAUAGCGUUCCUGUCACUGACGAUAAGCCAUUUUUUGUUGAUAGUAAUCGUCAUAAGGAUGAUUCCAAGCGUUUUUCUCGUGGUAUUUCCAAUGGUCUUCAUCCAACUCUUCUCUCUUCCGAUUUACAGAAGUUCAUUAAGCGUCUUCGUUGGCAUUUAGGUUAUCGUGGCACGAAGUCCGCCAAGGGUCGUUUUGAUUAUUGCCCCAAUAUCCGCUAUUUUGCCGUUGGUGAGUACGGCACUCAUACUCAUAGACCCCAUUACCACCUUAUCAUUUAUGGAGUAAACAGAUUGAGCGGUGUUGGUCUUACGGCUAUUCUUCGGUUUCUUCUGUUUCGCCCGCCGUUGCCAAAUACAUGCGCUCGUUAUGUGACCAAGAAGUUUGCUCGUUUGGAGCAAAAGAUUUCUUGUCACCUUGCGUUAGUUCCCGAAUUUACACUGCAAUCUGUUCGCCAUGGCGGUAUUGGUGCUACUUGGUUCCAUCGUUUCGGCGUGGAUGCCUGUAAGGUUGGUUUGACUUCCAUCGUUGUUAAUGGUCGUGUCAGCAAAUGUUCUUUGCCGCAGUAUUAUUUGCGGUUGUUGCGUAAACAUUAUCCACAAGUUUACAUUGAUUUGCGCAAUAGCCGUAUUGAUUUCGUCAAGCGUAAUGUUGGUAAUUUGGUCACUUUUGACGACCUCAAACGCUCGGUAGAGGUUGCCAUGCUCACCGAUAGGUAUCAGUCCUAUGGUGAGAUUUUUUAG
Molecule: messenger RNA, 1032 nt
Organism: Cylicocyclus nassatus
Lineage: Eukaryota; Metazoa; Nematoda; Chromadorea; Rhabditida; Strongylidae
Source: the annotation of a GenBank genome assembly